Molecule: messenger RNA, 7848 nt
Organism: Syngnathus acus (greater pipefish)
Lineage: Eukaryota; Metazoa; Chordata; Actinopteri; Syngnathiformes; Syngnathidae
Product: nuclear factor of activated T-cells 5-like
Exons: 12
Coding region: 280-4662 (1460 amino acids)
Biological process (GO): calcineurin-NFAT signaling cascade; cytokine production; regulation of transcription by RNA polymerase II
Cellular component (GO): transcription regulator complex
Molecular function (GO): transcription factor binding; DNA-binding transcription factor activity, RNA polymerase II-specific; RNA polymerase II cis-regulatory region sequence-specific DNA binding
Source: RefSeq, a predicted model, not a curated record
GUGGGCCGACCUCUACAGAAGUGUGUGCGUGUUUGUGUGUGCGUCUCCCCUCACAAACUCACAACGUGAUGAGACGUGCUAGUUAACGGGUUUUUAUGUGCUUUUUUUUUUGUAUUAAAACUUUUUUUGUAUGCCGAUUUGUCCAAUACGUUCGUAGUGUUUCGAUGCCGUAUUCUAUCUCAUUCCGACCUGGGGGACGCACAAUUGAUUGGCCGAGGAAAAACGACUUGGUUUCUGCCGAAGAGUGUCUGCUUCCCCUCCCCUCGAUGAAGCGCUGCGAUGCCCUCUGAUUUUGUCUCCCUCCUCAGCUCGGAUCUCGAUCUCAAUUCCCCCAAAUCUCUCUACUCUAAAGAGUCUGUAUAUGACCUCCUCCCCAAAGAGCUCCAGCUCCAGCAGUCAUCCACCCAGACCGACUCAACCACCAUGAGCCAGAAGAGCGGGGGAGAGGCGGGGCCUCCUCCAUCGGCAGCCUUGGCUUCAGAUGCCACAUCUUCCACCUCCAACCCCUCUGCCUCCUCCUCCUUGGCCAUGGGAGCCCCAAGCUCCGUUGGCCCGUCCUCUUCCGACCAUCUCAAGGCCCCCCAGCAUCUUCACCCGACUGGAGGGGAUGGAGCUGUAGCGUCAGAAGUCAUGGAGGCAGGAGCUAUGUCUGCUCCCAACAGGAGCAACAGUGGAGCUGGCACUGCAGCUGGAGAUCCUGGGUCAGGUCUAGGAGUUCAGCAGCCUCAAAACACUCCAUCAAAGCGGAGACCUGUAUUGAGCAUAUCCCCGCCACCUGAGGACCUGUUCGAUGACAGUCAGAUGUCCUGCUUAGAAGAGACCCCUGGAGCCGGGGCACCGGGGCCAGAGUCCGAGCAAAGCAGUAGCAUAUGGGCCGAUGACUCGGUUUCCAACUUCAGUUUGGUUAGCUCCUUCUCCUACAACGACAACACAGAGGUGCCGCGCAAAUCAAGAAAACGAACCCCUCGCCAGCGGCCGGGCCCCAAGCCUGCUCCCCCAGAGGACAGCAUGGAUGUGUUUGACGCUGACAGUGCCAAGGCGCCUCACUUUGUCCUGUCCCAGCUCGGCCCGGACAAAACUAGUCCCGUGACCAGCUCUCUCGAGUCAGGGAUUGCGGUCAAGGGUGGAUCGCUAUCUACUCAGUUUCCUCAGAGAAGCAAUGGGAAGGAGCUAAAGAUGUUGGUGCAGCCUGAGACCCAACACAGGGCUCGAUAUUUGACCGAGGGCAGCCGAGGUUCUGUCAAAGACCGCACACAACAAGGAUUCCCUACCAUCAAGUUGGAGGGUGUUAGCGAGCCAGUCGUGCUGCAGGUGUUCGUAGCAAAUGACGCAGGCAGAGUGAAGCCUCACGGUUUUUACCAGGCAUGCAGAGUGACUGGUCGCAACACCACUGCGUGUACGGAAGUAGACAUUGAGGGCACCACUGUUAUCGAGAUUCCACUGGAGCCCAGCAAUGAUAUGACACUUGCGGUGGACUGCGUAGGAAUUUUGAAGCUCCGUAACGCUGAUGUGGAGGCACGUAUUGGUGUGGCAGGAUCCAAAAAGAAGAGCACCCGGGCUCGAUUGGCCUUUAGAGUCAGCAUUCCCCAGACGGAUGGAUCCACCCUCACCCUACAAGUCACCUCAUCACCUAUUCUCUGUACUCAACCAGCGGGAGUACCAGAGAUCCUGAAAAAGAGUCUCCACAACUGCUCUGUAAGAGGAGGAGAGGAAGUUUUUAUCAUUGGAAAAAACUUUCUCAAGGGAACCAAAGUUAUUUUUCAGGAGAAUAUUGCAGAUGAUAGCUCCUGGCAAGCUGAAGCUAAUAUUGACAUGGACCUUUUCCAUCAGAAUCAUUUGAUUGUCACAGUUCCUCCCUUCCACAACCAAUCAAUAACUUCGCCAGUUUCUGUGGGGAUUUUUGUGAUGACCAAUGCUGGUAAAUCACAUGAAGCUCAACCUUUUACAUACUCUCCAGACUCAGCUGAUAAUACAGAUGCUCAAGCAGUAAAAACUGAGGAACCUUCCUUCAAGACAUGUAUAUUUGACGGUCAGAUCCAAACUGUGUCUUCUGACCAAACUGAAUGCUCUAGUCAGCCUGUGAAAAGGCAAGAAGACACACCGAUGGAAGUCUCUAGCAAUCCACAGCCCACAAACGUGUUCAAGCAAUCGCCUGGCCCGGUUGUUUCAGUGCAGCAGACACUUGAGCUCAGCUCUAGCUCUCAUUCAAGCGGGGAGUCAUUUCAGAGCUCUAUGCCCCUACAACCUGAGGAUGUAGAGCUUCCCCAGGCACCCUCUGUCUUUCCUAGUCUAGAGUCUCUAAACACAAUACAAAAACAAGACAUUGCCCCAACAGCAUCCUUUCCAAUGUCAGGAGAUCCAACCAUCCCCCCGGUGACACCAGAAGUCCCCCAGCAGUUCCUUAGAGACCCUCAGGAAAGCAUCCCUUCUGAAAAUUCUACCAGUGGUGGGGUUGUGGUUGUAGCCAUGUCCCAAAUAGCAGCACCCUCUCCGCCCCAGCCACAGCAGUCACAAGUUCCAUUAUUUGCCCAGGAAGGCGUAGCUCAGCUGGAGAGGGCAGUAAGGGAGCUCCAGGCUGGAGGUAACACCACACUCCAGCAGGUUAUAGAGGCAGCUGUAGCCCAGCAGCAGCAGCAACAACAACAACAACAGCAGCAGCAACAGCAGCAGCUAAAUUCAGUGCUUUAUAGCCCUACAUCCGCUGCAGACACACUUCAACAGCAUGUCCAAGAGAACAUGAAUAGUCUUAGGUUGGGCGCUACAGAUAGUUCACUGUCACCACAGCAACAGCUGCAGAUACAGCAACAGCAAAUGCAACAACAGCAUCAGCAAAUGCAACAACAGCAGCAGCAACAGCAGCAAAUGGAACAGUUUCAACAACAGCAAAUACUUGGUAACCUUCAACAGCAACAACAUCAUCUCCAGCAGCAACAGCAGCAAGUCCUUGGAAACAUGCAGAUUCAACAACAACUUCUACUACAGCCGCAAGACCAACAGCAACUACAGCAGCAACAAAUUCUGGAAAACAUUCAACAACAACAACAACAGUUGCAGCAGAGCCAGCAACAAGUUCUAAACAACAUCCAACUUCAAGAUCAACAACAAAAUCAAAUUUUAAGCAAUUUACAACAGCAUCAGUUACAACAGCAACAGAGCCAAGCACUGAGCAACCUGCAGCAACAACAGUUGCAGGAACAGCAAGUUUUAGAAAACCUGAAGCAGCAAUUUCAGGCCGAGUUGCUCCAGCCUCAGAUCCAUUCCAAUCCCCAAGUCCAGCAGCCGGUCUCCCUCCUUCAGCAACCUGGUGAAAUGCUUACCAUCCAAACCAGCUUCCCAACACAGCCACCAUCGCAUACGUCACCCCCACAGCAGCUAUUCCAGUCGCCCAGGCCUAUUGCAGAGACCCAGAGUUCCCAACAGCAGGUUCAAGCCGCACUCCUCCAGAACACCCUGACAGUCUUGACAGGCGGCAACCUCAACACAGAGCAACAAUCCACUGGGUCAGCCCUGUAUCUAUCGCCGAGCUCUCAGUCUCAGCAGCAGCAGCAAUUGGCAUUCAUUUCCACCAUGGAGACGUCCAACAGUCAGCCCCAACCCGUUGCCAUGUUUCAUAACCAGCCUCAAGCUCAGCUUUCGCAAAUGCAACAGCAGAGCACCCCUAUGGAACAUCAGCAAUCACCGCAGCAAAAUCAACAGCAGUCAUCGCAACUUUCCAUUGGCCAACAGGGCUCCUUGUUCCAAAGCAUACCGAACCAUUCGCAAGCUAGCUCCCUCCCCCAGAAUCAGCUCUCCCAGCCACAACAGACAGGUCUCCUCCUCUGCACGGCAGAUCUAAAUCCUCAAACUAUCAUUUUCAGCACCCAGACCCAAGGAUCAGCUCCAAUGGGCAGCAUCCCAGUUGGACUUUCCCAACCAGAAACAGCCGAGCCAAUGUCCUUCCAGGAUCAGAGCUCCUUGGCUAACACCUCGACAUCCACUCAGAACCAACAGCAAAGCAUUUUUCAGGAACAGCAGCCCAUGCAAGUGGGCACAAGUUCUUCUAGUGUCCCCAACAAUCAAUCUGUGGAGCUAUUCCUGCCCCAGGCGUCCCUGUCUGGCCUACAGAGUACGCUCGGUUCGCAGGAGCUAAACAACCAGGCUACAGCUCCUGGCACGACCAUUUUUGUGGUCCAAAGUACUGUAGGCGUGGUGGACAGCCCGGGCCAACAGCCCCCAGAACAGCUUUUCCAGACGAACGUGGGGGAAAAUGUGGCCCAGCGAGGACCAGCCAACUUGUUUGUGUUUGGCAUCCAGAAUGACACUCCCCAGCUGCUCAACUCAUCUGGCUCAACCCUUCCAGUUCAGAACCAGUCCCAGAACACAGGCCACAUGCAGCCCCUCAUGGAACAACCCUUGGCCCAGGCAGCACCAACCAUGCACAGCAGUCUACAGAGCAGCCUGCAGGCACACAUGCAGACCAGCCUGCAGAACGCCAUGCAGGCCAACACCCAGGUGACCCUGCAACCCGUUUUACAGGCCAACAUAGAAACAAGCCUGCCAACUCCCAUGCAGACCAAUCUUCAGAUACCGAGCAGUUUACAGAAUACACUGCAAGGCUCCAUAUCGGCGGCGGCCGACAUGGGCAAAAUUGAGGACCUACUGGAAAGUCUGCAGAAGCAGUGACGUUUGUGUACGUGCGGACCACGUGGAGAGAAGGUAGCCAUGUUCUCCUAAAGUCGACCUUGACUGGCUGACGCAUGGUGUUUUGUGCCAAUGCCACAAAAUUUGAAAAUAAGUAUAUUUAAGAAAGAAAUGCCCCCCUUUACCUUAAAAAACAAAAACAAAUGAGCUUAUGUAACUCACUUUUAUUAACUAUUUAUCAUAAAUUAUAGCCUUUGUAUAUCCAUUGUCCUUGAAUUGAUGUUCUGCCUUUUGUUAUUACCCCUCUUGCAGGAUCAGAGAGGCCUGUAAUAACUGCUUUAGUCGUAAAAAAUGCAGUGUUUUGCUUUUCAAGAGUGUUUUAAUAUUGUGGGCCUAGGAGAGGGGGGCAAAUCAACCUGUUUUUUUGGAUGAAAAAACUGGAAGGAAGAAUGUCAAAACUGGGGGAACUUCUAGAGCAGUGAGCAGGCAAAAGUCGCUUUCACAGUUAGGCAAGGACUAAAACUGAUUGUAGACAAACAUUGGGCUGAAUCUCAUUUUUUGGAGUGUGGAACCUCUAAAAAUAUCGACUUUGCUUUGAAGGGUGAUUCUUGCAGAUUCUUUGCUUUUUUCACUGAAAUCUGCUCUAAUGUUAUGUAUAUUUGAAGGGAAGGCACUUUGAAAAUAAAUCCACAAACUAUUACAGUGAAUCCCAAUUAUUCCAAGGGGUGUGUAUGUUCCAGACCCACUCCUGUAAAUCUGCAAUCUACAAAGGACCAUAGUGGAACCUCAAUUUGAUGGACCUGGAACCAACAGACUCUAGAUUUAACAUUCAAAAUCUGCUGCAAUAGUAAUGGCUUACUGAAACUCAAAAUGUCUGCUCGUAACAAGCCGUGUAAAAAGGCUUCGAAUGACGAUGCCGCUUCUGAGCAUGCGGCUGGGCUGGGAGCCUAAGGUCGCCUACUCGACAUCCGCUGUUUAAUAGAACGCUCGUCUUUUACUCACAUUUGUUAAAUAUUCUAUACUAUUUGGGGGUAAAAUAAGUAUACAGCGCACUAACCAUGCUGUUGUGGACAAAUUAGGCUCUCUGUGGCUAUUGUGAAGGCUCACUAUACAUUUUGGGCAUUUUCAUCCCAUCAAACCCAUCAAAGCAAUGUUUAAAGGUUUAGUAAAAACAUAUCCAAUAUUUUCAAUUAAGAUUUAUUUACAAUAAGUUUUUUUUAGCAUGGGUGCUACUGUCAUUAUAAACCUUAAAGCAACUUCUUUAAAGCAUGAUACAGUAACACGUACAGAGCAUACAGCAAAAGAAAGCUAACUCGAAAAAUAUUUGUAUUUUCUCUAAAAAUGUCCGCUUGCUUAAUGCUAACAUAAACCAAUAAUAACGUUUAGACUGGCUGAAGGAAAUUCAUGUAGAUGUUAUGUUAAUUCUAACACUUCUGAACUGUUUGCUUAAUGAUCUGCGAUAUAUCCGGGAACUCAACUGAUGAAUUGAAACAGAGUGGGGUUCACUGUAAUAGUCAAAAGUAUUAUGAAGCACAUUUGUCUUCAUUGACUCAAGUUGAACACUCCUGAAUGAGAUUGAACCCGGUUGAAUACUGUGACUUCUAUCUGUAUUUCCAAACAACUAUGAAGUUUGAUCUUUUUUCCCCCAACUAUGUGGAUAGAAACUUUAUACUUUGAGUGUUGUGAUUUUAUAGACAUUUUAUCUCAAGCACUUUAUAACCUCCUCUGUGUAACCAGCUAAUCCUUACAUCCAUCCAUGCAUCCAUCCACACAAGGAAACAUAAACAUGCAUUACAAUGGUAAGAGGGAGGGGGGGCAGUCUUUACGAUAAAAACAUAACUGAGCAGCUUAUCAAUAGUUUGAACGUUUAGGCCGACUUAGUAUUGAAAGAUUGAAAAAUAUAUCUUAGGUUUUACUGUAAUGGCAUAUGAGGGCCAUAUUUAAAAUCCCAGAAUUCCCUUGCAAUUAUAAUACAGAAUAACAUCUUAAGAGGGUUGAAUGUCACUAUAAGAAGUCAGAAUAUUACGAGAAUGAACUCAUGAAGCUGCUCGUCAAAUUUUUUUUUUUUUUUUAUUCCAACAUUAUCCGAAACAUUGCGACUUUUUUGCCCCCAAUUUUUCAGUGGCCCGAAUACUGCUCGGCAGUUCAGUCCGGACGUGUACAUAUCGGCCAUUCCCUUGCAGUCGUUAUUUGAAUCCGUAUUGUCCAGUCCCGUGUUGGCUGUUGUUAUUUUCUUUCUUUUUCCCCAUAGAUGUAACAUUGAAGUGUGUUUUUUUUUUUUUUUGUUCAUACUGUUUUACCCCGUGUUUGUGGAAGUUUUAAAGAGUAGGCAGGCAGCACAUGAUGUUGGCACCUUCUGACUUUUUCUUGAGUAACUACAAUGUUGGACGUGUUCAUUUUGGUUCUGUGGUGCCAUGUUUGGGCACCGGAAUAAUCAGUGUGAUAACAUUUAUCGUCUUCUGGUUGUUGCUUUGAAGCAGUGGUCAAACCAAAGCUCCUGACGUUUUAUUUUUAUUUUUAAAAUGCCCUCAUCAUCGUGUCUGCUCAUUUCUACUUGCAACUGUUGAGUAUACAGUCCAGAGAAAUAUGUUUUAAAGGGUACUCUAAAGAACAUUUCUGCCAAUCUGAUCAUUCAAAAACAGCGUCGCAACAUCACGCUGCUGUACGUACUUAAGCAUAUCUCUAACAACGUCAAAAAAUGGUGUUUCACUCAUUUGUUUACAUUUUUCAUCUUUACUCUAGUCCUGUCGCUGUCCGUGAUCCAUUUUAAAGUAAAUUAUCUUUUUUAGACUUUUGUAUCCAUAUAUCAAAGUGUAGAGUAUUUUUGUAACUUAAACAAACGAAAGGUGUUAUUUGAGUCUCACAAUGCAGAAUAGUUAUCGGGGCUGGUAUUUUGCCCGAUAGCUAGCACAGGUGUGUUGUGCUCAAAGUAAGUCCAGAUUGAACUGACUUUUUUUUUUCUUGUAUACAGGGGAUCCUUGGUUUACGACUGAGUGUUGGUCAUACGGUGGUGACUUAACCCAAAUUUGUAUGUAAUAUGUGGUCUGUCAGAAACUUAUAGUAAUAAAGCCAUAAUUACAGUUAAUAUUAGUUUUAAAACGCUUUUGGGACACAAUUACAAAAUUAAUAAAAUAGUUGCAUCCAUCUAUUGGUUUGAUAGUCUUGCAAAUAUUGACAACAGUGUUUUUACUUCUGAAAAAUGACCACUUUUUCAACUUUUGGGAUGCG